CGAAGAGCCUCUGGUGGGGGGGGGGGGGCGAUGGGGGAGCGGCCAAGAACGGCUUGGUCCUGAAGAUGCCUCCCGAGGAAGAGGAGGAGGAGGAAGAGGAUGAGGAAGGAGGCCCCAAGGAAGCCAAACGCGUCCUCGGGGGGGGGGCCCGAGGAGGAUUUGGGGGGCUCCGGGGGGGGCGGCAGCCCCCCCAAGUUCACAGGGCUGGGCAAGGAGGAGCUGCUGCGGGCGGCCGCGGCCCCGCCCUGGAGGAAGGCUCGGACCUGCCUCCUCCUCCUCUUCUGGCUGGGCUGGGUGGGCAUGCUGGGGGCCGCCGCUGCCAUCGUGGCCAAGGCCCCCUCCUGCCGGCCCCUCCCCCCCCAGCACUGGUGGCAGCAGGGGGCGCUCUACAGGGCACCCCCAAAGCAGUUCGGGGGGGACCUGAAAGGGGUCGCAGCCCGCCUGGAGCACGUGGCCAGCCUGGGGGCUCGAGGCCUGAUCCUGGGCCCCCUGCACCCCCAGAACGCCUCUGGGGGGGGGGAGGGCUCCAGGCUGCCCCCCCUGGAGCAGCUGGAGCCAAGCUUGGGGUCCCUGCAGGACUUCGGGGAGCUGCUGCAGGCUGCCAAGAGGAAAGGGCUGCAGGUGCUGGUGGACCUUACCCCUACGUUUGGGGAGGGGAAGGUCUGGGGGGGCCUGGCUGAGGACCCCCAGUUCAAGGAACACAUGAAGGGGGCGCUCAGCGCAUGGCUGCAGAGGGGAGUUGGAGGCUUCCUGCUGGAUGGCAUCGAGGAGCUGCCGCUCUCUCUUGUCUCUGAGUGGCAAAACCUGACCCAGGCCCAGCCCAGCCCCCAGGGGGGCUCCAGGGUGCUGCUGGGGGGUAGUCGCCUGCAGACCCUCCGUGAGCUGCAGCAGCUGCUGGAGACCCUGGGCGGGGCUGGGGGGGGUCCCCUCCUGGGUCGCUUCCAGGAGGCUUUGGGGGACACCCCAGGACCCCUCCUGGUUCCCCAACUGCUGAGUCUGCUGGAGCCAGGAGUGCCUCUGGUCUGGAGUGUGGGCUCCCCCUGGCGGCACCUGGCAGGGUUGGACCACCUGCGAGCCCCCCAAACGCUGCUGCUGCUCUGGACCCUGCCUGGGACCCCUGCCCUCAGCUACGGGGAUGAGAUAGGCCUGCAGGACCCCCCUGGAGCACCCCGGCCCGGACAGCUGUCGCCGAUGCCUUGGGAGCGGCUGCAGGAGGAGGAGGAGGAGGCGGAGCCCUCGCAGGCACUCCAGACCCCCCCGCAGCUGCUGUCGCUGUGCCGCCAGCUGGGGGCGCUGCGCUCCGCGGAGCGGUCGCUGGCGCUGGGCGCGGCGGAGCCGCUGCAGGCCGGGCCCGGGGCCGCUGCGUUCCUGCGCCGCUGGGAGCAGAGCGAAAGCUUCCUGGUGCUGCUCAACACGGGGGGGGACAGCCUGAGCGCCCUGCCCCUCCGCGACCCCCGCCUGCCCCCCACCCUCACCCUGCGCCUCAGCACGCACCGCGCCCUGCCCCCCGACCCCCGCCUGCCGCUGGCGGCGCUGCAGCUGGGCCCCUACGAGGGGCUGCUGCUCAGCUUCCCGCACCAGCCCUAGGCGCCCCCCGCGACCCCCAGAGACUGUCCCAGAGACUGUCCCCUAGAUCCCUAGAGACCCCCCCGGAGACCCCCAGAGACCCCCCCUGGAGACUCCCCAGAGACUCCCCCCUAGGGACCACCCUGCACAGACCUCCCCACAGACUGCUAGGGACCACCCCAGAGACCACCCCACAGAUCCCUAGGGACCACCCCCUAGGGGCUCCCCCAGAGACCCUCCCCCCUACACUCCUAGAAACUCCCCCCCAGAGACCCUCCCCACUCACACCCUCUAGAGACUUCCCCCCUAAUUGGAUCCCUUCCCCCUUCCAUGCCACCCCCAGCACCCCAAGACCAUUGAGACCCCUCCCCAUAACAGGAUCAGAUCCCCCUCCCCCCCAGCCACCCCCCUGAACCCUGAGACACUUCAGACCCUUGCUGGGACCCCUCCUCACUAUUGGGGUCCCCUCCCCACAGUUGAGGUCCCUCCGUUGUGUCCCCCCCCUCACUAUUGGGGUCUCCCCCCUCCCCAGCACACAGAAGUGGCCUUAAACCCUCCCCCAUACCUCCCCAGCACCCACAUCUUUUUGGGGGAGGUCCCCGAGGGGGACCCCCACUCCUCUCACCCCCUUUUGGAGGUAGGGACCCUCAUAACACUUCCCCCCCACCACCACUGACGUUUGGGGUGGGGGAGGAGAUUCCCACCCCCUCCCCAGUCCUCCACACUCCAUUCUCGGGGGGGGGCAGUGUUGGGGGUCCCUGGGGUAGGGGUCUCCAGAGGGGUCUUUGAGGGGUGUUUCCCCCCCACCCACUUUGUAUUAAAUCAGCUGCAUUUGG
Messenger RNA from Pogoniulus pusillus (Red-fronted tinkerbird), 2402 nucleotides. RefSeq names its product solute carrier family 3 member 2 (gene SLC3A2). The record is from RefSeq and is a predicted model, not a curated record. Lineage: Eukaryota; Metazoa; Chordata; Aves; Piciformes; Lybiidae. The coding region runs from base 100 to 1587 and encodes 495 amino acids. Gene Ontology annotation, cellular component: apical plasma membrane; basolateral plasma membrane. Gene Ontology annotation, molecular function: L-leucine transmembrane transporter activity; aromatic amino acid transmembrane transporter activity; L-alanine transmembrane transporter activity. The transcript is spliced from 9 exons. Gene Ontology annotation, biological process: L-alanine import across plasma membrane; phenylalanine transport; carbohydrate metabolic process.